GACUGUUCAUUUUUUUAAAUAAUUAUUUUUAUUAUUUUAAAAUUUUUGUGUACGUUAUUUAAAAUAUAAAUCCAGUUUUAAGUUGUGAUCAAAAACAAUUUUAUUAAAAAUCGUAGUUUCUUGUGGACUUUUUUUUUAUGUUGAUGUUUCCGACAAUUAAUGUUUCUUGGAGUACCCUUUUUUUGCAUUAAAAAGUUAAUCUCCGUUAAUGGCUGUAAAUUUUCGUGUUGUUUAAUCGAUAAAAUCCGUGUGCGUUAUGAAUAAAUGCAUUUAAUAAAUUUAUUUGACUUUAUAAUAAGUAACUGAGGAUAAAAAUUUUCUGUUUUAAUAUAGUGCGAAGCAUUGUAUACUUGGAAUCUAAUUAGUACUUUGAAGUAUACGAUAUAACUUUCUAUACCAUAAACUUAUAUUAAAUAUUUGCAGCAAAUAAAUAUGUUUUCAAAAAAGAAAAAGAAACCUCAAAUUUCUAUGCCAAGUAAUUUUGAACAUAGAGUACAUACUGGUUUCGAUAAGCGGGAAGGUCGCUAUAUAGGUUUACCUUUGCAAUGGGCGUCUAUUGUUGGAAAUAAUCAAAUUUUAAAAUCAACAAACCGUCCACUUCCUUUAGUUGAUCCAUCUGAAAUAACACCAACAGAAAUAUUAGAUUUGAAAACAAUAGUGCGACCUCAUCAUAAUAACAAUAAAAUUGAUGAUACUUUAAAUGCAACUAGUUUAUCUCAUAUAUCCGCAACGACUAAUGGAGGAAUUAGUUUACCGAAAACGUCUCACGUAGCAAGAUCCAAUUCUUUAAGGAGUUCGAGUCCACCUAGAGCAAGACGUGAUUUACGUGGCAAUGCAAAUGUUCCUCCAGCUGUACCAGAAGAACCAGCACAAUCUAGUAUGAUUCAGCAACAACAAUAUCCGACAAUUCGUCGCGGAGAUGGAACGUAUAUGGCAAAACCGACAAUAAUUCAACAGCAACAACAACCUUUACCAAAUCAAACAAAUUUGCAAAUAAAUCCAAAUGUUCAAAAUACUAAUUCUUGGACUAAUUCGACACAGUCGGCUGCUGGAAUAAAUCAGUCUCAUAUUGUUCCUCCACCAAGUCAAUUUCAUGCUGAUUCACAGUCAUAUAUAGCAAAAACUUUCAAUGGAAAUGGUAAUUUAAGUAUUCAUACUGAUAUUGUACCCCCACCAAAUAUUCGAUCGCAAAAACCACAAAGUUCACCUGUUGGAUCAAUAUCUAGUACAAAUAAGCAGUUUGGUAACACUAAUAUAAACCCGCAACAGACAUAUCAGCAGGGAUAUAUACACGCGGCUCCUAUGUUAAGUAUGCAAACAAAUCAAACCCAAAUUCAACCUCCAAAUAGACCUCCUCCUCCAACUGGAAAUUCCGUUACAUCUGUACAACCUUCAGGAAAUUCAAUACAUAAUGCUAAUGAUCAAAAUCAAAAUAUAACGGUAGCACCUCCACAUCCAGCUCAAACACACUUUCAUCAACAUCAAAUCCACACUUCACAUCCACAUGGGCAUGUAACAAGUGUUUCAUCAUAUGGUAAUGCCAAAGCAAGUUCAAGAGGAUCAAAUUCUAGUGGUGGGACAGCAUCUAUAACACCAAGUGUUACAAAUCAACAAACUGUACCACAAAAACAAGAGCAGAGAUUAACGCAUGAACAGUUUCGAGCUGCUUUGCAAAUGGUGGUAUCUGCUGGUGAUCCUAGAGAAAAUUUGGAAAAUUUCAUGAAAAUUGGAGAAGGUUCAACUGGAACAGUUUGCAUUGCAACAGAUAAAUCAACAGGCCGACAAGUUGCAGUUAAGAAAAUGGAUUUGAGAAAACAACAAAGACGAGAACUUUUAUUUAAUGAAGUAGUAAUAAUGCGAGAUUAUCAUCACCCAAAUAUUGUUGAAACAUAUUCCAGUUUCUUGGUUAAUGAUGAGCUAUGGGUGGUCAUGGAAUAUUUAGAAGGCGGUGCAUUAACUGAUAUUGUAACGCAUUCUCGAAUGGACGAAGAACAAAUUGCAACUGUGUGCAAACAAUGUUUAAAAGCGUUAGCCUAUUUGCAUUCUCAGGGUGUUAUACAUCGUGAUAUCAAAUCUGAUUCAAUAUUAUUAGCAGCAGAUGGGCGUGUAAAAUUAUCUGACUUUGGUUUUUGUGCUCAAGUAUCACAAGAAUUACCAAAACGUAAAUCUUUAGUUGGAACACCAUAUUGGAUGUCACCGGAAGUAAUAUCACGUUUACCAUAUGGUCCAGAAGUAGAUAUUUGGUCACUUGGUAUAAUGGUUAUAGAAAUGGUUGAUGGUGAACCACCUUUCUUUAAUGAGCCACCAUUACAAGCAAUGCGACGUAUACGUGAUAUGCAACCACCAAAUUUAAGAAAUGCUCAUAAAGUUUCACCACGUCUUCAAUCAUUUUUAGAUAGAAUGUUAGUAAGAGAUCCAGCUCAAAGAGCAACUGCUACAGAAUUAUUAACGCAUCCGUUCUUAAGACAGGCUGGUCCACCAUCCUUAUUGGUACCUUUAAUGCGUGGUACAAGAUCACAAAAUUAAAACAAAAACAAAAGCGAAAAAAUAAAAUUGACGAAACUUAAAAUUUAUUAAGUCAAAUCUAAUAAUAAUAUUAAAACAAAAGUGCGUUUAAAAUAAAAUGAAAAAAAACCAUUCCAGUAAAACAAGAGAAAUAUUACGAAAUUUUACAUUCUAAAUGAUUUAAACAAAAUUUUCGUUUUCCUUUAUGAAUGUAAGUGCCUUAUAUUUUGGCUUAUUCUAA
This is a messenger RNA of Condylostylus longicornis, 2746 nucleotides long. It is a transcript of the gene mbt, whose product is annotated as serine/threonine-protein kinase PAK mbt. Gene Ontology annotation, molecular function: ATP binding; protein serine/threonine kinase activity. The transcript is spliced from 4 exons. Gene Ontology annotation, cellular component: cytoplasm. Lineage: Eukaryota; Metazoa; Arthropoda; Insecta; Diptera; Dolichopodidae. Gene Ontology annotation, biological process: protein phosphorylation; intracellular signal transduction; regulation of MAPK cascade. The coding region runs from base 433 to 2526 and encodes 697 amino acids. The record is from RefSeq and is a predicted model, not a curated record.